This is a messenger RNA of Lodderomyces oxycetoniae, 642 nucleotides long. Its product is annotated as flavin-linked sulfhydryl oxidase. The record is from RefSeq and is a predicted model, not a curated record. The transcript has a single exon. NCBI's taxonomy places the organism in Eukaryota, Fungi, Ascomycota, Pichiomycetes, Serinales, Debaryomycetaceae. Gene Ontology annotation, cellular component: mitochondrion. Bases 1 to 642 code for a protein of 213 amino acids. Gene Ontology annotation, molecular function: flavin-dependent sulfhydryl oxidase activity; flavin adenine dinucleotide binding.
AUGACAACUUCCUCAACUAAGUCGCUUGGAAAUUCACUCCCAAUAAACUUAACUAAAGAUUCUGAAAAAAACGAGGUAGAUUCAUUUAAACAACAGAAUGCACAACAACAACCACUACAAGGGUCAACAAGUGAUGAGACUGUAGAUGGUAAUCAUGGUAAUCAGCCGGUUUCAGCCGAGGAAACCGGUAGGUACACCACCACAGCAUUUAUGCCGAAAAUGGCCAAUGAAGAAUUAAAGCAAGAACUAGGCAGAGCAUCAUGGAGAUUGUUCCAUACCAUAUUAGCACGAUAUCCCGAUAAACCAACACAACAAGAAGAAACUACGUUGUUUACAUAUAUCCAGUUAUUUGCUCAAGUUUAUCCCUGUGGAGAUUGUGCACGUCAUUUCCAAAAAUUAUUAGCGCAAUUUCCACCGCAAACAAAGAGUCGGAAAACAGCAGCUAUUUGGGGGUGCUAUAUACAUAACAAAGUCAACCAAAGAUUAAAGAAGAACGAGUACGAUUGUACUACUAUUCUUAAAGAUUAUGACUGUGGAUGUGGUUCAGACGAAUUGGAGAGUGAUUAUACCUUGAAAGGAGAGAGUAUGGAGAAAUUGAGAAAUUUGAGAUUGGAGAAGGAAGGGUUGCAAAAGGGUGGAUGA